Molecule: messenger RNA, 1960 nt
Organism: Engraulis encrasicolus (European anchovy)
Lineage: Eukaryota; Metazoa; Chordata; Actinopteri; Clupeiformes; Engraulidae
Product: multidrug and toxin extrusion protein 1-like
Exons: 17
Coding region: 1-1710 (569 amino acids)
Biological process (GO): xenobiotic detoxification by transmembrane export across the plasma membrane
Cellular component (GO): membrane
Molecular function (GO): xenobiotic transmembrane transporter activity; antiporter activity
Source: RefSeq, a predicted model, not a curated record
AUGAACACUGCCAUCACAUCAAAGGUUGCAACUACCCCGGACUCUGAGGAUGAUGGACCCCCUACUGUUCCCCCACCAACCAGUGGGGCCACAUCGGUCAUCGACUUUAAAGAAGAAGUCUUUGGUAUGGCGAAAAUAGCUUUACCAGCGUCCAUGGGUCUUCUAACGCAGUACACUAUAUCAUUGAUCAGCACUCUGUUCUGUGGACAUUUAGGACCUACAGAGCUGGCAGGUGUUGCUCUCGCCAAUGCUAUGAUAAAUGUCACUGGAGUAUCUGUAGGUGUGGGAUUAGCAUCAGCAUGCGAUACUCUGAUAUCACAGACGUUUGGCAGUGGCAACGUGAAGAGGGUGGGGUUCAUUCUGCAGAGGGCCAUUCUGAUCUUGGCUCUGGGUGUUUUCAUAAGCUGGACCUUCCUCAUCAACACUGAGAGCAUACUGUUGGCCUUGCGUCAGGACCCACAAAUUGUGACGGUGUCACAGGAGUAUGUGAAGAUAGUAAUGCUAGCCGUACCAGCCAUGUUUGCUUACAAAGUGGAGACAAGAUAUCUUGAAAAUCAGGAAAUCAUGUGGCCUGUGGUGAUCAGUGGGCUAGUGGCGUCGUCAGUCAGUGCACUUUCUAACUACAUCUUCUUGUUUGUCCUGCAUCUUGGUGUUUCGGGAUCAGCUGGGGCAAAUGUCAUUGCACAGUAUUCCAAUUCUAUUUUCCUGUACUGUUACACUGUUUGUAAAGGUCUUCAUAAGGAUACCUGGUCAGGUUGGUCCAAAGAGUGCUUUCAGGAGUGGGGAGUCUACAUUCGCCUGGCCAUCCCCUUGAUGGUCAUGAUGAGUAUAGAGUGGUGGACCUUUGAAACUAUAGCCAUUCUCGCAGGAUGGAUAAAUGAAACAGAGUUGGGAACCCAGUCCAUCAUCUAUGAGCUAUCAACUGUUGCUUAUAUGCUUCCUUUUGGGUUCAGUAUUGCAGGCAGUGUGAAGGUGGGGAAUGCCCUAGGUGCUGGGCAGACGGAGAGAGCCAAGCGUUGUGCUGUAAUAUCCAUCAUCUGUGCAGCCUCAGUGGGCGUGUGCAUAGCUACUAUCUAUGGGACAUCAAGAAAUGUAAUGGCUUAUAUCUUCACCGAUGAUGAAACGCUAAGGAAAAGCGUUGCACAAGUGAUGAUCAUUUAUGCUCCGCUCCACAUCAUGGAUGCAGCACAGGCGGCAGCGGGCAGUAUCCUGAGAGGCAUGGGGAAGCAGAAGAUGGGGGCGCUCAUCAGUGCCCUGGGCUACUAUGGUCUCGCUUUCCCCAUCGGACUGUCACUUAUGUUUGCUGCAAAGCUUGGUGUACUAGGUUUCUGGAUAGGCAUGUCCGUCUGUGUCGUCGUGCAGGGUUUGCUCUUCAUGACAUACCUCAUCAAAGUGGACUGGAAGAAAGCCACAGAGGAGGCUUUGGAGAGAGCUGGAGUACAGGGCAAUCACACAUUGGCAGAGCCCCUUAUGGAGCUGCAGGAUGUCCCUGGCUCUGCGAAAGAAGAGGCAGAGGGCACAAAUGACAAUGGCAACGCUGGCACUCAUGUCCUGUUUGACGCUGCUAACACCGUAGCUGUCACCACUGUAGGGACACCCCUUACCAACCGGCAGCUGGUGCUACGCCGAGGACUGGCAGUAGGGGUCACCCUCUCCAUCUUCUUGCUGGGAGUCAUUGCUCGUGUUCUGUAUCCCAGAGCUGGCAUGUAAGAGUCAGCUCUGUCAAGCGAAGAAUACAAAGCUUUUGUGGAGGUAAUCCAUGAAUGUGAUCUGUUUUUGGGGGCCUUGGCUUCACUCCAGAAUUGGAGGAUAAUGAACUUUUUGGAUUGUGGACUGGAGACUGAGCUGAGAUGGCAUGUUUUUGUUUUAACUUUAGUGUCAGUUAGUGCCACUGUUUCACACAGUAUUUGCACAUGAUAAGUGCAAAAAUGAAUCUCAGGAUAAUCUGUAUAAAUGAAUG